GCAUGCAAUGCAUAGUCUUCGUCUACGCAAUUGUUUAUGGUUUUGAAGCUUGGAAUCUCAGCGGCACCCACACCCACACCCACAGCAGCUAACAUCUUUAAAGCUUUUCUUAGAAAAGGUGUUUCUGUAAACAUGGCGCACAAACUUGUUCAACUGACUUUGUGUUUGUGGGUCUUUACAACCUUAGUUCUCCUCUCUCCCUCUGCUGCCCUAUCCCGGCUUACUUUGAAGAAGCAAAGAUUGGAUCUUAAUGGUAUCAAGACUGCCAGAAUUGCAAGGGGCAUGCUUCAUAACAUCGCAAGUUCAGACGGAGAGGUAAUACCUCUUAAAAACUACAUGGAUGCCCAAUAUUAUGGAGUCAUAGGCAUUGGCUCACCUCCACAAAACUUCACCGUCAUUUUUGACACCGGUAGUUCCAAUCUCUGGGUUCCUUCUUCCAAGUGCUACUUCUCUAUUGCUUGCUAUUUCCACUCGAAAUAUAAGUCUAGCCGAUCCAGUACAUACACCAAGAUUGGAAAACCUUGUGAAAUAAAUUAUGGAUCAGGAUCAAUAUCUGGUUUCUUCAGUCAAGAUAAUAUUGAAGUUGGGGGUCUUGUCGUUAAGGAUCAAGUUUUCAUCGAGGCUACUCGUGAAGGAAGUUUCCCUACUUUUGUGUUAGCGAAGUUUGAUGGAAUCCUUGGGCUUGGAUUCGAGGAGAUCUCAGUGGGGAAUACUACUCCUGUGUGGUACAAUAUGUUGAAGCAAGGUGUUGUUAGAGAGGAUGUGUUUUCAUUCUGGCUUAACAGGGAUCCAUCCGCCACAUACGGAGGUGAAAUUGUUUUUGGCGGUGUUGAUCCUACGCACUAUAAGGGCAAGCAUACUUACGUUCCUAUUACUCAUAAAGGCUAUUGGCAGUUUGAGAUGGGGGACUUCCUUAUUGGAAACCAUUCCACAGGUGUUUGUGUGGGAAGAUGUGCUGCUAUUGUGGAUUCUGGAACAUCCUUACUUGCUGGCCCCACAGCAGUUGUUACUGAAAUCAAUCACGCUAUUGGAGCUGAAGGAGUGGUCAGUGCUGAAUGUAAAGAAGUUGUCUCUCAGUAUGGUGAUCUCAUAUGGCAACUCUUAGUAUCAGGGGUGCAACCCGACGUAGUCUGUACCCAGAUCGGCUUAUGUCUUUUCAAUGAGACUCACGAUAUGAGCAGAGUAAUUAAAACAGUGGUUGAGAAGGAAAACAAGGAAGAGUUAUCAGUUGGGGACAAAGUUCUGUGCGCUGCCUGUCAGAUGACUGCCAUUUGGAUUCAGAAUCAGCUUAAACAAAAGCAGACCAAAGACACAGUUCUCAACUACGUGAAUGAGUUGUGCAAGAGCCUACCAAGUCCGAUGGGAGAGUCGGUAAUCGACUGCCGGAGAAUUUCAUCGAUGCCGGAUAUUACGUUCACGAUUGCGGACAAGCCGUUUAAGCUCACUCCGGACCAGUAUGUUGUGAGAGCUGGAGAAGGUAUUGCCACAGUGUGUGUGAGUGGAUUCACGGCUUUGGACGUGCCCCCACCAAGGGGUCCUCUGUGGAUUCUGGGAGAUGUAUUCAUGGGGGUAUACCAUACCGUUUUCGACUACGGUAAUCUCGAAAUCGGUUUUGCUGAGGCUGCUUAGUUCACCACACUGUUCUUGAUUGUUCUAUAGGUUACUAGCUUUCGUUUAUAUACAUGGAAUGGAUAACUGUAAUCUGAACCAUUGC
Molecule: messenger RNA, 1714 nt
Organism: Hibiscus syriacus
Lineage: Eukaryota; Viridiplantae; Streptophyta; Magnoliopsida; Malvales; Malvaceae
Product: aspartic proteinase-like
Exons: 13
Coding region: 37-1629 (530 amino acids)
Biological process (GO): lipid metabolic process; proteolysis
Molecular function (GO): aspartic-type endopeptidase activity
Source: RefSeq, a predicted model, not a curated record